Molecule: messenger RNA, 2356 nt
Organism: Alexandromys fortis (reed vole)
Lineage: Eukaryota; Metazoa; Chordata; Mammalia; Rodentia; Cricetidae
Gene: Uap1l1
Product: UDP-N-acetylglucosamine pyrophosphorylase 1 like 1
Exons: 9
Coding region: 664-2202 (512 amino acids)
Biological process (GO): UDP-N-acetylglucosamine biosynthetic process
Molecular function (GO): UDP-N-acetylglucosamine diphosphorylase activity
Source: RefSeq, a predicted model, not a curated record
AAACCAAGUCCGUCAAGGUAGGCAGGUGAGGAGGAACAGCCUGGGUCUGGCCUCCGAGUGUCCCAGAAAGAUCGCCCGCCGGAGGGGCUUCUCGGUGAAAGUUUACACGAUCAAGCAGACUCCUCUUAGGCUCAGACUCUAUCAGGAAAGGCUCCCAGGCCUUUCGGCUGUGGACGCGCAGAAGGAUGGGUUAGGUCUGGUCAGCCCAAGAGAAUACCCAGCCGGUGCAAGUCUUCUCUUUCCUCCCCUGGGCACGGAUAAAAUAGCUCCGCCCACAUUGGAGGCGUGGUGGGAGAUACUUAGGACAGAAACGCCUAGGCCUCGGGGACUAGAGGGUCUGUCCUGGACCGUGCACCUUAAGCUUGGGGGCAGGGGUAGAAGGGAUCUGGGGUCUUAUGCAUAGCCUGGAGCGCAGUUAGACGUAGAUACCAGGUCGUGGGAUUCUGGUCCAGGAGCCUGGAGAGGGACGGUACUAAAAGGGAUUGAAGAGGGGCGGAGCCAAAAAGGACCGAACUGAAGCCCCAACGGAGAAGAGGGCGGGGUCCGGGUGGAGGGGCUGCGCCCUGGGCCGGCCUCUCCGGGCUCUGCGCCUCCCGCCUGUGGUCUCGUGAUGUUGGUCAUAAGGUCUCGAGUGCCGACUGAGCCAGCAGCUGCGGUUGGAGCAUGGCCUCGGAGCAGGAUGUGCGUGCACAGCUGCAGCGCGCUGGCCAGGAUCAUCUCCUUCGCUUCUGGGCUGAUUUGGCUCCGGAGUCUCGAGCGGCGCUACUGGCGGAGCUCGCCUCACUGGAACCCGAUGCCCUGCGUGAGCACUGCCAGCGCGCCUCGGCUGCCUGCGCGCAAGUCCCGGGUCCUUUGCCCGACCUGGAGGCGCGCCUGCAGCCCCUGCCCCCGGAACUCGUGGGCAGCGCGAUCCGCUGCGACCUAGAGACACGCCUGCGGUGGGAAGAGGAAGGUUUCCGACAGAUUGCUCUGAACAAGGUGGCUGUCCUGCUGCUGGCCGGUGGGCAGGGCACUCGCUUGGGCGUCACCUACCCCAAGGGCAUGUAUCAAGUAGGGUUGCCCAGCCAGAAGACCCUGUACCAACUGCAGGCAGAGCGGAUCCGCCGCGUUGAACAGUUGGCUGGCCAGCGACUGGGAACCCACUGCACCGUGCCCUGGUACAUCAUGACCAGUGAGUUUACACUGGGACCCACCAUCAAGUUCUUCAAGGAACAUGACUUCUUCCACCUAGACCCCGCUAACGUGGUCCUGUUCGAGCAGCGUAUGCUACCGGCUGUGACCUUUGAGGGCAAGGCCAUACUGGAACGGAAAGACAAAGUUGCCAUGGCGCCAGAUGGCAACGGUGGCUUGUAUAGUGCACUGGCUGACCACCAGAUCCUAGAGGACAUGAAGCAGCGGGGCGUGGAGUUUGUGCACGUUUAUUGUGUGGACAACAUCCUGGUGCGGCUGGCUGACCCAGCCUUCAUAGGCUUCUGUGUGCUUCGCGGAGCGGACUGUGGCGCCAAGGUGGUGGAGAAAGCAUACCCCGAGGAGCCUGUGGGCGUGGUGUGCCAGGUGGAUGGUGUCCCCCAGGUGGUGGAAUACAGCGAGAUUAGCCCUGAGACUGCUGGGCUGCGAGGGGCUGACGGGAGCUUGCUCUACAACGCAGGCAACAUCUGCAACCAUUUCUUCACCCGCGACUUCCUGGAUAUGGUCACCAGGGAGUUUGAGCCCUUGCUGAAGCUGCAUGUGGCUGUGAAGAAGGUCCCGUACGUGGAUGAGGAGGGAAAUCUGGUAAAGCCGCUAAGACCGAAUGGGAUAAAGAUGGAGAAGUUUGUGUUUGAUGUGUUCCAGUUUGCUAAGAACUUCGUUGCCUUUGAAGUAUCUCGAGAGGAGGAAUUCUCCCCACUGAAGAACGCAGACACAGCCAGCAGGGACAACCCGUCCACCUCCAGGAGAGCCUUGUUGACUCAGCACUAUCGUUGGGCUCUGCAGGCCGGAGCCCACUUCCUGGAUGUGCAUGGAGUCCAACUUCCUGAGCAGUCUGGGGAAGAGGCUCUGAGCUUUCUCCCAAAUGGAGACCCUCCAGCCCUCUGUGAGAUUUCGCCCUUGGUGUCGUACUCUGGAGAGGGGCUGGAGAAGUACCUGCAAGGCCGAAUCCUCCAGUCUCCAUUUCUUCUGGAUGAGGACCAGGCCAGGCUGCUGCAGCCACAGGAGUGCUAACCUGCUUGCUCCCAGUCUCUCCAGCCCUGGGGGUCCUCUAGAGUGCUGAUACCACUCUGGCCCAGGCUUUCAGUAGAAAUACUGGCCUGCAGGAUACGGAAGGGCGCGUGCUAGUUUACAUCACAAGGUUGGGACCUCUUGGGUCCCCCAUGGA